CCCCAUUCAUCUUCCAACAUCCACCCAACAUGGUCCCUACUAUGUUCCCUAGUACAACCCACUAAACAACCAUAAAAUUCCAGGAGAAACAUGGUACUUUCUUAACCCUUUAACCACCAAAUAAAUCCUCAUAUAUGCAGCCAAAGUACCACACAUUAUCCUUUCCCUUUGUCCCCCCUAGUUGGCUGAACACAUCCCCCCCAAAUCAUCCUAAAAGAAUGAUAUCCAUUCCCCUUGGUUUGCCUUUCAUUGGAGACCCUACAACCACACCCAUCCCUGAUUUUUUUCCAAUAAAAGGACCUAAAACAUGGCUGAUAUUUCAAGGCUUUGAGAGAGGAUGUUGCUAGGAAGUUUCCUUAUGUCUACAUUCAAUGUAUUGUGUAUUUCUUCUCCCUUCCACCUGCCUAUAUAAUCAGGCCCUAUUGCCAUUGUAAACACAACUUUGAAUAUUAAAACUCCAUUUUACUCUUUGAGUAUUAUUAAAAUAGUGUGAUGCUAUUUUAGCCAAAUUCCUAAUUCUAUAUCUUAAGAGUGGUUAUCUUAAGUGUGAGUUUUAGGUUCUAGUUAUUUAAUUGAGUGUGUCAUAUCUUAAUUAAAUUCUAGACUCAACCCAAAGUUAAGAUAAGGGUGUGUCAUAUCUCUUAACACCAACUUGGUUUAUCAUCUCCUAUUUUAUUCCCCCAUUUCGUACCUCCCCAUAUUCUCUUCCUAAACCUCUUCUUUUCUUCCAAAAAAACACAAAAAAGAACUCCAAAAACACCUCCCAUAUUUCGCCCCAUAUACUUCCGCAUUCAUUUCCUCCACAAAUUCAUCACAAAAUUAGCAACUUGAUAAGACCCCCGGUUCACCCCUAACAUUUGGUAUCAAAGCUUUGUGUUGAACAUCCCUAAGGGAUCAUCUUGACACGCCUCCCUCAUCUCUUUUGUCAACCAUACACUCUUCAAGCAAUAUAUCCACCAUGCCAAGCUCUUCUCAAAACAUGUUUCAAGGGAAAUUAGCUGCUGCCCAGGAGACACUAAAGAAGGACGUUGAGCUUGUGAUGAAACAAAUCAAGGAGCUCACUAAUUCAGUGGAGAUUCCCACGUUUGAGGGAAGAAAUGACCCGGAGAAGUUCUCAAAGUGGCUAGCAAAAGUUGAAGACGUCUUUAUACUCAAAGACGUACCCGAAGACAAGAAGGUCAAGCUAGUGGUGGCAAAGUUUCAAAGACAUGCCUCUACUUGGUGGGCUAGCGUUGCCUCAAAACGAAAGCUCCAAGGAAAAGCGAAGGUGAGAACUUGGGAAAAGUUAAGAAAACUCUUAAUUAAGAGAUUUUCUUCCAAAGAUCAUAUCCAUCAGGUACUUGAAAAUACUCUCCCUUUUUCACCAAAAACUCUUUCUAAAACCAUGUCCUUUUCUCCACAACAAAGUUCCCAAAAGCCAUCCCAAAGCACCUUCCUAAAAACCCCAUCAUUAAGCCCCGUACAAGGUGCCACAUCCAUCCCCAUUCCUACCCCUGAACAUACACUUCAAACACCGUCCAAACCCAUCCCUUUACCUUCCCUACCUACUGCCCAAACUAACCCCAAAACCCUUUCAACACCCCUGCCCCAAAAGUCCUCACAAACCAUCUCUUUUUCCUCCUUGGAUACUAUCCAAAUUAACCCCAAAACCCUGUCAAUACCCCUGCCUCAAAACUUUCCUAAACUCAUAUCUAUAACCCCUCCACAAACUGCCCAAAACACCCCCAGAUUCACAUCCACUUCCACAGCUCAAAACCCCCACAAAACCAUAGGCCCUCCACCAAAAGCCAUGGUCAUACCUCCACCAAAAACCUGCCCAUCUAUUCCCAAGAAUUCCCAUUGCUUCCAUCGUCAAAAUAUUGGUCAUUAUGCUAUUCAAUGUCCAAAUAAGGAUCUGAAGUCCUUGCUUGAAGAAGAAGAAAAAUCAGAAUCUUUGGAACUUAAGGAAGCACAAGAAGAUGUGAAAUCUCAAGGCCAAUAUGUAGAUGAACUCGUGGGCAGUGAUAGGCCAUUGAGUAGUCUGGCCCACUCUCUUACUCAUUUAACUCCCCAAAAGUGUUAUGAGAGGACCCAAAGUGGAGUCAUGAGCCGAAACGCAGGAGCCUUGCCCCGAGGGUUAUCUUCACUAACGGUACCUCGUACCGAGUUUGUUAAGUUUUUGCAGGUUCCAAGUAAGGAAGGAAUACAAGAAACAUCCGAGUUUUAUUAUAAGACUCGUGAAAGGCUUGAGAAGAGAAGGGACCUCAGUCCAUAUGACGGUCUUGAUUAUCCGUUGAGUUUGAGGGCAAACUCUUUUGAAGACCGGGAGGAUGAUAUAUCUGGGCCCGAGCCUAUCAUACCCUCCCCCAUAUCCCACACCCUCAUGGAAACCAAAGGACUUAGGUUCAAACAUUAUGAUCCAUUUUAGUGAGAAUUCAAUGUCCUUUAGCCCGAAAGGCCAAAAUAACUUUCGUUUUGACCUAAGGGUUCCGCUGGCCAACCCCCACUCCGUCCAACCCAACCCUAAACAUCCAAAAGUAUUUCAUUUCCUUUUGAUAUCCAAAAUAAAGUCUC
Cuscuta campestris is the source of this 2553-nucleotide messenger RNA. Lineage: Eukaryota; Viridiplantae; Streptophyta; Magnoliopsida; Solanales; Convolvulaceae. The record is from the annotation of a GenBank genome assembly.